GACAAUCACACCUAAGUACGUCCAAGCAAGCCACCAAAAAUGUCUUCGAAGCGCGGACGAGGCUCGACCUCUGGUAACAAGCUCAAGAUGACGCUCGGUCUGCCUGUCGGCGCCGUCGUCAACUGUGCCGAUAACUCGGGAGCUCGCAACAUCUACAUCAUCUCAGUCAAGGGUAUUGGUGCGCGCCUGAACCGCCUGCCAGCUGCUGGUGUCGGUGAUAUGGUCAUGUCAACAGUCAAGAAGGGCAAGCCAGAACUGAGAAAGAAGGUCAUGCCUUCCGUCAUCGUCAGACAGAGCAAACCCUGGCGGAGAGCAGACGGCACAUAUCUGUACUUCGAGGACAGCGCCGCCGUCAUUGUCAAUCCCAAGGGUGAAAUGAAGGGCUCCGCUAUCACCGGUCCAGUCGGAAAGGAGGCUGCAGAGCUAUGGCCACGUAUUGCUUCCAACUCGGGUGUUGUGAUGUAAAAGAGCUAGAAUGAGAAUAGGAAGGCUCGCGGGUGAAGAGCAGGAGACUUUCACGGACAUCGAGCCUCACGAUGGGCUUUGCACAAGACGGAGUUAUACCAGGCUUCAUGGCGAUUAACGGUUGACAAAUCAAGACGUCAAUUCUCAUUGCAGACGACCUAUUUGCUGUAUCAUUUUGACCGCUCGCCUUCGAAAAUAAGCAUAUCACGUGACAUAGCCUCCUUCGCCUGCUUUUCCCUUCAACUUCUUAGCUUGCACUUGGCAACGACUAUGGUUGAUUAUAUUUACGAGAUGAUAGGCGCGAUUUCUAUUUAUAUAUAGAGAGAGAGGGAGAGGCCUGUCCUAUGCACUUGGGAAUGGCAUUUCUCCAAACCAAGCGCUCAGAAAAGGUAGUCAUAACCUGGACGUCCAAUCAUCAGCCUUAGAUAUAGCCAUGGCAUGUCGUACCAAAAUGUUAUAUGCUGAGCCCUUGGCAGAAACGUGAUCUCUUCGGUCGAAGCCAUUAGUUUGAUCAUGGCUUUACGGUCUAAUGGAGACUCAGCAAAAGCUUGGGUUCGCAAGUAUAUAGCGUGCAGAUUCGUCC
This is a messenger RNA of Verruconis gallopava, 1048 nucleotides long. RefSeq names its product 60S ribosomal protein L23. Bases 40 to 465 code for a protein of 141 amino acids. Gene Ontology annotation, biological process: translation. The record is from RefSeq and is a predicted model, not a curated record. The transcript has 5 exons. Gene Ontology annotation, molecular function: large ribosomal subunit rRNA binding; structural constituent of ribosome. Lineage: Eukaryota; Fungi; Ascomycota; Dothideomycetes; Venturiales; Sympoventuriaceae. Gene Ontology annotation, cellular component: ribosome; cytosolic large ribosomal subunit.